Messenger RNA from Dovyalis caffra, 648 nucleotides. NCBI's taxonomy places the organism in Eukaryota, Viridiplantae, Streptophyta, Magnoliopsida, Malpighiales, Salicaceae. The record is from the annotation of a GenBank genome assembly.
AUGUGUAUCCGGCAACGCAUUGAUGCUAUAGUUCUAUACGAACCUAUAGUACUAACCAGUCAACUUCGGCUUGUGAAUACACCCCCGCUUCCAUCUACGGCAGUUAGUCCCCUAGACAUUGCUUUUGAUGCUGCUGGUCUUGGUCAAUUCACGGGUGUCUCUGAUGGUAAAGUCCUCAAUCUUCGCGAUGGCACGAGUAAUCCUGCAUUAGAACCCAUUUGUGGCAUAGGUUUGGCAUCCAGUAAGAAAGCUGGUGACCUAUACAUCACUGAGGCAAAAUCGAAAUGCUCCUCCUCGCCUGCACCUCCCUUGUUUCAUCGUCAUCAUCCGUUUUCAAUUCCUUACUCACCCAUUCCUCUAAUCUUAAACACAUCCACCAGACACAUGCCUUCAUGCUUCUCAGAGCCCUCGAUGCAGACAACCGCCUCCUUGGCUGAUUCAUUCACGCCUGCUCUUCUCUCGGCUUCUCUUCCUAUGCUUAUUCUAUCUUCGCCUCCAUUACUUACUCCCCCGGCUAUUCUGGGGUCAGGUUCCCCAUCAGCUACCCUUGCAGAUUUCGAUGAGACGGUAUUUGCAGGGAUUGCAAAUUUAAGAAUUGUUGGAUACAAAUUGCUCCAUUUUCAUACCUGCCGCUCACUGUUGUCUUAG